AUGGCCUCAAGGCUCAGGGCUUUAAUGGAUCCAUCAAAAUUUAGUGGAAUAAAAAAGCUACAUAUUCCUUCAGAUUUAAUAUGGAUACCAGAUAUAGUCUUAUAUAAUAAUGCUGACGGAGAACCUCACAUUUCAAUCGUUUCUGACGCCAUAAUUUAUUUUAAUGGAUUAGUUGUUUGGAAACCCCCAAGCAUUUACAAAUCUUUUUGUAAUAUUGAAAUUGAAUAUUUCCCUUUUGAUACACAAGAAUGUUUAAUGAAAUUUGGGGGAUGGACUUAUAAUGGAUUUUUGAUGAAUAUUUCACAAAUACCUGUAGGUCCAGAUGACAAACCCCAAGCACUUAGUUACCCCGAUGGUAGAGAAUACAAAUAUCUUAAAAUUGGGAUGGAUUUGUCUGCUUACCAUCCAAGUCUUGAAUGGGAUUUGAUGUCAGUUAGUAGUAGCAGACAUGAACAACUUUAUCCUGGUUGUUGUGGUCAGGAUUUUUACAUUGACAUAACCUUCCGACUUGUUAUUCGGCGCAAAACUUUAUUUUUUAUUGUUAAUUUGGUUAUUCCUUGCAUGUUACUCGCAAUUUUAACUGUUUUUGUUUUUUAUAUUCCUGCAUGUGAACACAAAAUGACUUAUUCUAGUGAGUUUAUUUUUUAUUUAUAUAUUGUGUUUAAAGGUUUCGGAAAAUACAAUAUAAAAAGUAUUCCGGAAAUAAAAUACAAAAGUUUCCGGAAAAUAAUAUCGUUUAUAUACAAUUUCCGGAAAAGAAUUAUUUCUGAAAAAUACAAAUAUUUUCCGGAAAAUACAAUUCCGGAAAAUACAAUUCCGGAAAAUACAAUUUCCGGAAAAUUCAAUUCCGGAAAAUACAAUUCCGGAAAAUACAAUUCCGGAAAAUACAAUUCCGGAAAAUACAAUUUCCGGAAAAUACAAUUCCGGAAAAUACAAUUCCGGAAAAUACAAUUCCGGAAAAUACAAUUCCGGAAAAUACAAUUUCCGGAAAAUACAAUUCCGGAAAAUACAAUUCCGGAAAAUACAAUUCCGGAAAAUACAAUUUCCGGAAAAUACAAUUCCGGAAAAUACAAUUCCGGAAAACACUUCCGGAAAGUACAAUUCGGAAAAUACAAUUCCGGAAAACAUAAUUCGGAAAAUACAAUUCCGGAAAAUAUAAUUCCGGAAAAUACAAUUCCGGAAAAUACAGCUGCAUAA
Molecule: messenger RNA, 1197 nt
Organism: Meloidogyne enterolobii
Lineage: Eukaryota; Metazoa; Nematoda; Chromadorea; Rhabditida; Meloidogynidae
Source: the annotation of a GenBank genome assembly